CAGAUUGCUUAAGAUUAGGGAAAGGAGUUGAAAAAGAUGGUAAAAAAGCAUUUAAAUUUUAUCAAAUACUGGUAAAAGAAGAAAUUUCUGAUGCACAAUAUCAACUAGGAAACUGCUUUUUUAAUGGAAAUGGAACAGCA
Messenger RNA from Funneliformis geosporum, 140 nucleotides. The record is from the annotation of a GenBank genome assembly. NCBI's taxonomy places the organism in Eukaryota, Fungi, Glomeromycota, Glomeromycetes, Glomerales, Glomeraceae.